This is a messenger RNA of Phyllostomus hastatus (greater spear-nosed bat), 1410 nucleotides long. It is a transcript of the gene ASGR2, whose product is annotated as asialoglycoprotein receptor 2. The transcript has 9 exons. Lineage: Eukaryota; Metazoa; Chordata; Mammalia; Chiroptera; Phyllostomidae. The record is from RefSeq and is a predicted model, not a curated record. Bases 362 to 1270 code for a protein of 302 amino acids.
UCCUAGGGUCAGGAGAUGCCAGGAUAGAACCUCUUGGACGUUCAGACACAUGGGCUCAGGGCUCUCACCUGGACCAGCCCCCUCCCCUCCUCUUCUCGUCUAACACCACCUGCCCCACUUCUCCCAGGCUGCUCGAGGGACCCGGGAGUCAGCCCUUCACACCUUUAACAGGCCCAAACUCACCUCCAACCUCAGACUCAAUCCAAACUGUCUACUACACCUGCCCUGCCCCUGCCCCCAGUCCUAUCCUAAGCCUCCACCUGAACCAGCAUUUGAGCAGGAGCACCGGCCCUGAACUGAGCCCCAGUCCUGGGAGCAGCCUUGACGGCAGCCCAGGCCCAGCUCCUGCCCUGGGCCCAGCAUGGCGAAGGACUUUCAGGACAUCCAGCAGCUGGACUCUGAGGAGAGUGACCACCAGCUCGGUGGGGGUGAGGGGCCAGGCACCCGUAGGAGCAAUUCCAGGAGAGAAGAUGCAUUUUGGAAAGGGACGCCUCCACCCCAGCCCCUUUUGCUGCAGAGUCUCCACCCCAGGCUCUGGCUCAAUCUACUGGUACUGGGCUUCAACCUCCUGCUGCUGGUGGCCAUCUGCGUGAUUGGGUCCCAAAGAGCACAGAUGCAAGGGGAGUUUUGGACCCUAAAACAAGCUUUCAGCAACUUCUCCUCCAGCACCUUGGCAGAAAUCCAGGCUCUCAGCUUCCACGGAAGCAGCACGGGUGACAGAGUGACAGCUUUGGAAGGCAAGCUGGAGAAACAGAAGCAGGACUUGAAAGCAGAUCAUGACACCUUGCUCUUUCAUCUGAAGCACUUCCCAUUUGAUCUGCGCAUUCUGGCUUGCCAGAUGGCGUUCCUGCAAAGCAAUGGCACAGAAUGCUGCCCCAUUAACUGGCUGGAGCAUGACAGCAGCUGCUACUGGUUCUCUCGCACUGGGCUGACCUGGCCUGAGGCUCAGAAGUUCUGCCAGCUGGAGAACGCGCACCUGGUCGUCAUCAACUCCAGAGAGGAGCAGAAAUUCAUUGUACAGCACACACAACCCUUUCAUACCUGGAUAGGUCUCACUGAGACUGACGGUUCCUGGAAAUGGGUCGAUGGCACAGACUACAGUAAUAGCUACAAGAACUGGAAUGUCGCUUGGCUAGAUAACUGGAGGGGGCAUGAACAGGGUGGAAGCGAAGACUGUGCUGAAGUCCAAGCGGAUGGCCGCUGGUCCCACAAUUUCUGCCAGCAAGUGCAACGCUGGACAUGUGAGAUGAGACGGAACAUUACCGGCUAGGAGCCCUGAUCUCCAGCAGAUAUCUGUCUGUACCCCAUCCCUACGCUGCCCCCAGCUUCUCUUCUGGGGAUUUUGAAGGUAGUCAGAGGCAUGGGGAGGAAUUGAGGGAAGAUAGAGUGGAACGGUUUAAGAAUCUCAGA